Messenger RNA from Petromyzon marinus (sea lamprey), 8090 nucleotides. Lineage: Eukaryota; Metazoa; Chordata; Hyperoartia; Petromyzontiformes; Petromyzontidae. The record is from RefSeq and is a predicted model, not a curated record.
GGGGGUUUUGCGCAGGGACUACUUGACGCGGUCGCCAUCUCCGGGACGCGGAGCCGCAGAGCCGCGACCCCGGGCCUCGUCUCCUCCCGAUCCUUCCUCCUCCUCCGCCUUCUCCUCCUCCUCCUCUCGCCAUGGCGCAGAUCCUGCCCAUCCGCUUCCAGGAGCACAUCCAGCUCCAAAAUGUGGGCAUCAACCCGGCGAACAUCGGGUUCAGCACCCUCACGAUGGAGUCCGACAAGUUCAUCUGCGUGCGCGAGAAGGUGGCGGAGCAGGCGCAGGUGGUCAUCAUCGACAUGAACGACACCGCCAACCCCAUCCGAAGGCCCAUCUCCGCCGACUCGGCCAUUAUGAACCCCGCCAGCAAGGUCAUCGCGCUCAAAGAGGCCGGCAAGACUUUGCAAAUUUUCAACAUCGAGAUGAAGAGCAAGAUGAAGGCGCACAACAUGACGGACGACGUCCUUUUCUGGAAGUGGAUCUCCCUCAACACCAUUGCCCUGGUCACCGAGACAGCCGUCUACCACUGGAGCAUGGAGGGCGACUCGCAGCCCGCCAAGGCCUUUGACCGCCACCCCAGCCUCGCCGGCUGCCAGAUCAUCAACUACCGCACCGACGUCAAGCAGAAGUGGCUGCUACUCGUUGGGAUUUCCGCGCAGCAAAACCGUGUCGUGGGCGCGAUGCAGCUCUACUCGGUCGAGCGGAAAGUCUCGCAGCCCAUCGAAGGGCACGCUGCCGCCUUCAGCGAGUUCAAGAUGGAGGGCAACGCGGAGUCCUCCACCCUCUUCACCUUCGCCGUCCGCAGCCAGGCCGGGGGAAAGCUGCACAUCAUUGAGGUUGGGCAGCCUCCCGCGGGGAACCAGGCGUUUACCAAGAAGGCGGUGGACGUAUUUUUCCCUCCCGAGGCUCAGAACGACUUCCCGGUGGCCAUGCAGGUGAGCCAGAAGCACGGCGUGAUCUACCUGAUCACCAAGUACGGCUACAUCCACCUGUACGACCUGGAGAGCGGCGUGUGCAUCUACAUGAACCGUAUCAGUGGCGAGACCAUCUUUGUCACGGCCGCUCACGAGGCCACCUGCGGCAUCAUCGGCGUCAACCGCAAGGGACAGGUGCUGUCGGUGUGUGUGGAGGAGGAGAAUCUCAUCCCGUACAUCACCAACGUGCUGCAGAACCCCGACCUGGCGCUGCGCCUCGCCGUGCGCAACAACAUGGCCGGCGCCGAGGAGCUGUUUGCGCGCAAGUUCAACACGCUCUUUGCGCAGGCCAAUUUCUCCGAGGCCGCCAAGGUGGCUGCCAGCGCGCCCAAGGGGAUCCUGCGCACGCCUGACACGAUCCGCAAGUUCCAGUCGGUGCCAGCCCAGCAGGGCCAGACGUCUCCGCUGCUGCAGUACUUUGGCAUCCUGCUGGACCAGGGUCAGCUCAAUAAGUACGAGUCCCUGGAGCUGUGCCGCCCUGUCCUGCAGCAGGGUCGCAAGCAGCUCCUCGAGAAGUGGCUCAAGGAGGACAAGCUGGAGUGCUCGGAGGAGCUGGGAGACCUGGUGCGCACGGCCGACCCCACCCUGGCGCUCAGCGUGUACCUCCGCGCCAACGUGCCCAACAAGGUCAUUCAGUGCUUUGCCGAGACCGGCCAGUUCCAGAAAAUCGUCCUCUACGCCAAGAAGGUGGGCUACACCCCGGACUGGGUGUUCCUUCUGCGUAACGUGAUGCGCGUCAACCCCGAGCAGGGCACCCAGUUUGCCCAGAUGCUGGUGCAGGACGAGGAGCCUCUUGCCGACAUCAACCAGAUUGUGGACGUGUUCAUGGAGGGCAACCUCAUCCAACAGUGCACCUCCUUCUUGCUCGAUGCCCUCAAGAACAACCGCCCGUCCGAGGGCCACCUGCAGACUCGGCUGCUGGAGAUGAACCUGAUGCACGCCCCACAGGUGGCAGACGCUAUCCUAGGCAACCAGAUGUUCUCGCACUACGACCGUGCGCACGUGGCGCAGCUGUGCGAGAAGGCGGGGCUCCUGCAGCGUGCCCUGGAGCACUACACGGACCUGUACGACAUCAAGCGCGCCGUCGUGCACACGCACCUGCUCAACCCGGAGUGGCUCGUGAACUACUUUGGCUCGCUCUCGGUGGAGGACUCGUUGGAGUGCCUGCGAGCCAUGCUGUCGGCCAACAUCCGCCAGAACUUGCAGAUCUGCGUACAGGUGGCCUCCAAGUACCACGAGCAACUGGGCACCCAGGCCCUCAUCGACCUCUUUGAGUCUUUCAAGAGCUUCGAAGGUCUCUUCUACUUCUUGGGCUCCAUUGUCAACUUCAGCCAGGAUCCUGACGUGCACUUCAAGUACAUCCAGGCGGCCUGCAAGACCGGCCAGAUCAAGGAGGUGGAGCGGAUCUGCCGCGAGAGCAAUUGCUACGACCCCGAGCGCGUCAAAAACUUCCUCAAGGAGGCGAAGCUGACGGAUCAGCUGCCGCUCAUCAUCGUGUGCGACCGCUUCGACUUCGUCCACGACUUGGUCCUCUACCUGUACCGCAACAACCUGCAGAAGUACAUUGAGAUCUACGUGCAGAAGGUGAACCCGAGCCGUCUGCCCGUGGUUAUCGGAGGGCUGCUGGACGUCGACUGCUCCGAGGACAUCAUCAAGAACCUCAUCAUGGUGGUGCGGGGCCAGUUCUCCACGGACGAGCUCGUGGCCGAGGUUGAGAAGAGAAACAGGCUGAAGCUGCUGCUGCCCUGGCUGGAGUCGCGCAUCCACGAGGGCUGCGACGAGCCGGCGACGCACAACGCCCUCGCCAAGAUCUACAUCGACAGCAACAACAACCCCGAGCGCUUCCUGCGCGAGAACCCCUUCUACGACAGCCGCGUGGUCGGCAAGUACUGCGAGAAGCGCGACCCGCACCUCGCCUGCGUCGCCUACGAGCGCGGCACCUGCGACCGCGAGCUCAUCAACGUGUGCAACGAGAACUCGCUGUUCAAGAGCGAGGCGCGCUACCUGGUUCGGCGUAAAGACCCGGACCUGUGGGCCGAGGUGCUCCAGGAGUCCAAUCCCUUCCGGCGGCAGCUCAUUGAUCAGUGCUCCGAUCAGGUGGUGCAGACCGCCCUGUCUGAAACGCAAGAUCCGGAGGAGGUGUCUGUCACCGUCAAGUCCUUCAUGACGGCCGACCUGCCCAACGAGCUGAUCGAGCUCCUGGAGAAGAUUGUGCUCGACAAUUCCGUGUUCAGCGAGCACCGAAACCUGCAGAACCUCCUGAUCCUGACGGCCAUCAAGGCUGACCGCUCGCGCGUCAUGGAGUACAUCAACCGCCUGGACAACUAUGAUGCUCCCGACAUCGCCAACAUCGCCAUCAGCAGCGAGCUCUACGAGGAGGCCUUUGCCAUCUUCCGCAAGUUUGACGUCAACACCUCCGCCGUGCAGGUGCUGAUUGACCACAUCGGUAACCUGGACCGCGCCUACGAGUUCGCGGAGCGCUGCAACGAGCCGGCGGUCUGGUCCCAGCUGGCGCGCGCACAGCUGCAGAAGGGCCUCAUCAAGGAGGCCGUGGACUCGUACAUCAAGGCCGAUGACCCGUCGGCAUACAUGGACGUCGUGCAGGCGGCCAACCAGAGUGAUGACUGGGAGGACCUGGUGAAGUACCUGCAGAUGGCGCGCAAGAAGGCGCGUGAAUCGUACGUGGAGACGGAGCUCAUAUUCGCGCUCGCCAAGACCAACCGUCUGGCCGAGCUGGAGGAGUUCAUCAGCGGGCCCAACAACGCGCACAUCCAGCAGGUGGGAGACCGAUGCUACGACGAGAAAAUGUACGACGCGGCCAAGCUCCUCUACAACAACGUGUCCAACUUCGGGCGGCUGGCCUCCACGCUGGUGCUGCUCGGGGAGUACCAGGCGGCCGUGGAUAGUGCACGCAAGGCCAACUCCACGCGCACUUGGAAGGAGGUGUGCUUCAGCUGCGUGGACGGGCGCGAGUUCCGCCUCGCGCAGAUGUGCGGCCUGCACAUCGUAGUACACGCCGACGAGCUGGAGGAGCUGAUCAACUACUACCAGGACCGCGGCUACUUCGAGGAGUUGAUCUCCUUGCUGGAGGCCGCGCUGGGCCUGGAGCGCGCUCACAUGGGCAUGUUCACAGAGCUCGCCAUCCUCUACUCCAAGUUCAAGCCGCAGAAGAUGCGUGAGCAUCUCGAGCUAUUCUGGUCCCGCGUCAACAUCCCCAAGGUGCUGCGAGCCGCAGAACAGGCGCACCUGUGGGGCGAGCUGGUGUUCCUGUAUGACAAGUACGAGGAGUUUGACAACGCCAUCCUCACGAUGAUGAACCACCCCACCGACGCGUGGAAGGAGAGCCAGUUCAAGGACAUCAUCACCAAGGUGGCCAACGUGGAGCUCUACUACAAAGCGACGCACUUCUACCUGGAGUACAGGCCACUGCUGCUCAACGACCUGCUCUUGGUGCUGUCGCCGCGUCUUGACCACACGCGCUCCGUCGCCUACUUCAGCAAGGUGAACCAGUUGCCGCUGGUCAAGCCAUACCUGCGCUCGGUGCAAAACCACAACAACAAGGCUGUGAACGAGGCCCUUAACAACCUGCUCAUAGAGGAGGAGGACUACCAGGGCCUGCGUGCGUCGAUCGACGCGUACGACAACUUCGACAACAUCAGCCUGGCUCAGCGCCUGGAGAAACACGAACUCAUCGAGUUCCGCCGCAUCGCCGCCUACCUCUACAAGGGCAACAACCGCUGGAAGCAGAGCGUCGACCUGUGCAAGAAGGACCGCCUCUACAAGGACGCCAUGCAGUACGCGGCCGAGUCGAAGGACACGGAGCUGGCGGAGGACCUGCUCGCGUGGUUCCUGGGCGAGGGCAAGCACGAGUGCUUCGCCGGGUGCCUCUUCUCCUGCUACGACCUGCUGCGGCCGGAUGUCAUCCUGGAACAGGCGUGGAGGCACAAUAUCAUGGACUUCGCCAUGCCCUACUUCAUCCAGGUCGUGAGGGAGUACCUGUCAAAGGUGGAUGAGAUGAAGGCAAAGGUGGACAAGCUGGACGCGUCAGAGAGCGUGCGCAAGGAGGAGGAGCAGGCCGCUGAGGCUACUCCCAUCGUAUACGGUCAGCAGCAGCUGAUGAUCACCGCCGGCCCCGCCACGGUGGUGCCGCCCCCUCCGCAGGCCGGAUUCGGUUAUGCCGCGUACCCGCCCGGCGCCCCUGGCGCCUACGGCCAACCGCCGUACGGAUACGGCAUGUGAAGAGGCCCUCCCAUCCAGUCCUGCCCCGUCCUAUCCCGUCUUGCCCUGCCCAGCCCUGCCCAGCUCGGCCCGGCCCAGCCGUCGACCCAGGGGCCCCCCUCCCCCCCACCGCCCGCGAGUCUCCUACGACACUACACGAGAGAAUUCCCGCAAAGCGGCAACGGUGGCGGCGUUCGUUCUUGCCCUCGCGACUUCCCCCUCCUCCCGCCCCCCGAGUGUCUCCGUAGCUCCUCCUGUCCACCGGUGGCGACAGCACGGGGGACCACGACCAACCGCCCCACCCCCACGACCCUCUGCUGGAGCGCGAAAUAAACGUGGCCGCGUCGGAGGGGUUCCGCGUUUUUCGUUUGUUUUAUUCGUUAAGUGUGACGACGGCGGCGGCGGCGGCUCGGGGAUAUGUGUGCCACACUCCAUUAUAAGCUUUCUUUAGUGGGUGGUGUUUUGGGGGAGGGGCAGGUAUCGGGGGAGGGGGGGGGUGGAGAAACGUGCGUCUCGUGUGAGGGCAAAUCGGCUGGAGGUUGUGAUUCGUGCUUGUUUGGGUUGGGUGGGGGGCAGGGGGGGCGAGGACUACUGCGGCAGAUCGGCCGGUGGGCGACGCGUUACUGCUCCACCAGCGCCGCGUGUUUUGUGAAAUUUACAUUUUCACGUCGCAGACGCGUGGGAUGCUUGCUCGACCACGAUCUUUCCUACUGUUUUGAGAAUGUAAUGUUGUAAUCUCCAUUUCCUUUUUUUUCCAGUUUCUCAAACCCCCUCCCCCCACCCUAAACCGAAGCAAAGUGUGUGAUUGUGUUGAUUUUAUUUGUUGGCAUACAUGGUUUUUUUUGUUUGCUUUAUUUUUAUUGAUAUUAUUAUUAGUGGCCUGCUGUGGAAAAAUCUGCAUUUCAGGCAUGCGGAGGGCUUUCACUAAAGUAUAACGAGCUGUAAUGGGACUCCCCCAACGGCCCUCGUGCUGGCUCCUUCGGCAGACAUAUCGCCGGCUUGACGGCUCGUCUCCCCUCCCCCUCCGGUGGUGACAAACCGCGAGCAGUCAUACAGACGUGGCACCGCCGUCCGGGCGUUCACACGCAGGAUGAAGAGUGACAACGAAAUGCCAAGGGGGGGGUAGGGGAUGGGGUUCUGUUGUGAGCGCGCGUCGUCAGCCACGGUUGGCGUUGUCGCGAACCUCGUUGCGUGCUGCCGCUGUGCACCUUGGCUCAUUCUCUGACCACCCGUUUUUGUUUUGUUUAAGUCGGCUGCUUGCGCCAGUAAAAGAAGAGGGCUCCCGGCCGUGCCACACGGUCCUACUGGUUCACAAAACAACGGUACGGCGGGCGGGCGAGCGAGUGUGGAGGGGUGGCAGGCCCCCAUUGCGAGCGCGAACUCCCAACUUGAUCAAUUUGACUUUCUGGCCACGGUGCGCCGCUACCGCCGUCUCGCUCGGUUCACUGCCCACCUCCCCCAAUGCUAUUUUAUAUUUUCUGACUCCAUACUCGAAUGUGUAAGCUGCAGCAGAGCAACGUGUUUGAUCCAGCAUCAUCUGCGAUCGUGUCCGGUUUCUGGUGCGUCUGUUAACGGCGCGCUUCUACGAGUUCCGUCGCUCGAUUUUGCUUACGGGAAGAAUUUUGCCACCGCAAGUGUCGUUGAUUUAAGCCUGGAGUGCGGCACAAGCCAUGUCCCAUUACCAAAAAAAAAAUAUCUAAAUACAAAUUUACAGCAGAAAAAUGAAUAAAAUUAGCAAAUUAUAUAUGUACCUAGUACUCUCGCUGUAAGAUUUGAGGAUUGUUCACAAAAUACGGUAUAGCUAGUGUAACUGUCUUUGCGUGUUUAAUUUGUGCGGACUAGAUAAUUAAUAAUACUCUCUCGUCGCUGGUGAUUUUUUUUAUUUCUCUUUUCCUCUCCGUUGCGUGUUUAGUCUAUCGCUGUAAUCGCCGCCCCCCCCCCCCCCCCCCCGAUUUAUUGCGUGUAGCUGCCGAGGAAUUUUGGGGUGUGUUUGUGGGGCCUGGCGAUAAAUCAGUAUUGCCAUGUCCCGUCCCCCCCCCUUGGGCUCUGAUCUGGGACCAGGUGUGUGGUGCGUGCGUGGGGUGGUGGGUGGGGGGGAGGGCCCCCCCCGGGUCAUGUGUCGGAGCGCUAAGCGGUGUAGGGCCGCGUGGUUGACGGUCAGCCAUGGUAAACGUGGAGUCGGCUUUGAGUUCCUUCAGGUGCCCUCUUGUUUUGUUAUCCAAAACACUGAAGCUAAUUCAUUCCCCCCCCCCCAGCCCUCAUUUGCCACAUUUCUUAUUACGAUUCCCACCUUGAUCAUAAACCUAACCACAAACCUAGCCAAUGCUAGAAUUGUUGUUCGGCCAAAGAACGUAUUGUAGUGAACACCACGCAAUACCAUAUUGUGGUUUAUUCCACGAACUCGAACCCACUCUCAGCCUUAACCCCCCCCCCCCCAGCCUUAUUUACAGUUGCAGCCCAAUUCCACAUGCCUAGCCUUGAGAACAUUACCACCACUCUGGCCCUGUAGCCAGAAUGGUCCUAACCAUAUCCUAGUUUUAAAAUCACUCAUCGUCCCGCCCCCCAAGGCCCGACAUGAUUUCAUGUAUGUAAAUUUUUACAACGAGCAGGUGGAAGUUUCAGUUUUACUGGACGUUUACCAUGACGGCGGAUGACGAGCGAUGGUAAAUUCACCACCACGCGUCGCUGUGGUAGAAAGCGUUCAGCUAUGCGGCACGCACACAAUUGCUGAACUCCAACCCCCCCCCCCUGCCCCCGCUGCUCCCUCCAGCCGUCGGCUCCGUUCCCCGCGUGCUGUACAUUGAGUCAGUCGUGGCACCAGUGCUGUUUGCUUCUUCACGUGAAAAGAAACGCAUAUUGGAAGUAAAAAAAAAAUAAAGCAAAAAAUUAUAAAGGACAAAAAAA